CUCCCCCUCUCCCUCCCUCUCUCUCUCUCCCCUCCGGAUGCUGUGCCCCUCAGCCCAAUGACACAGACUGCUCUAAUACAGAGGGCAUCUGUCCGCUGACAUGUGAAGCCAUGGACCUGGCCUGCUACCUCAUCGACAGCAAUGCUUUCAUAAUCAUCUCCAAAGAAAAAAGCCAUGUGGGGAGGUUCUUUGGAGAAGUUGACGGCUCAGUGAUGGCACGCCUUAUCAAGAUGGCCAUGUUCAAAAGGGUAUCUCUGUACGACUAUCAGGCCAUGUGUAAGAUGGGAGGACAUUCUGCCAGCAGCGCCAGACCCCUUCUUAGUCCCUUCUAUGGUCUGGCGGCUGCUCUAAAGUGGUUCCUCACAAACUUCCUACUGUUUUUACUGGAGUUCAACAUCUGUGGUCUCUGGCACUCUGACCGCUUUGCUGAAGCCAAGCCUGGCUUCAAAGCGUCGGCCCAGAAGAAGAAGGGAGACAUCCUGCAGCCGUGUGACACAGAGUACCCCAGCUUUGUCUACGAGCCCUCCAUCAAGGAGACCAACAGCCUCAUUAAGUGUGGACGCUGUCAGAAGAUGUUUGUAACCCAGGCUGUCCCUGACAGUAACCUGCUGAUGUUGGUGGUACAGGCAGACUGUGACUGUUCCCGUCAGUACCCUGCUAUCACCAUGGAACCCAAGGAAGUGAAAUAUAACGCCUCAGUAAAGUGUGACAGGAUGAAAUCUCAGAAGGUCCGUAGGAGACCCGAGUCCUGCCACGCCUAUCACCCUCAGGAAAACGCCAAGGAGUGUGGAGAUGCAUCGCAGAUCUACCUGUCUGUCUCUCUCUUCCUAACCUGUCUCACUGCCUCCUUCACCUGUCUCAAGGCCUCCACGCUGGUCUUCCGAUGACAGACAGAUAGCUACCUAGCCUAAACCCCGCCCCCUCUGGAAAUCUCUCUAGAAUGUUCCAGAAUGCCUGAUCUUAGCAUGCCUGCUACUGCUUGCGUUAUCUAUAUCAAUCAAUAUGACUAUAUGGCUAAAAUUAUGAUAUUGAUCAUUUGGGCUGAUGGACUGAGAGGAAUAAGCUGUUGACUGACUCCAUGCUUGAUGACUUUACAAUCACAGAGAGCUGUUGACUGACUCCUUGUUUGAUGACUUUCAACCACCAAAGUUGUGCUUCUUUGGAAAACCGUUCUAAAACCAUGAAAGGGCUUUUUGGCUUCUUCUUCUUCAGUGUCUGAUAAGAGAACAUUAUAGUGUUUCUAUGCAAAAGGAAACAUACUUUAUUUGACCGUGGAAAGAUCCAGUAUCGUCAAUACGAUUCCAAAGGACUUGACUUUGCAAUAAGACCAUGGAAGACUCUCAGUCUGUGGAUGAUGGGUUUUAUAAAUGGUUUUGAUAAAAUAAUACUCUGGAUUCAUGCAUGUGUUGUCUGUUUACCUUAAGCCAUGAAAUGGAGGAAGAACCUUGGAUAAGGCAGUGGCAUCUUUGAACAGUGAUACAAUUCAGAUAGUAGAAUCGGUGACCCCUGCUGGUUGAAAUAUGACAUUGCAGGAUGGUGAUGAAUCAACUGGAGGCUGGCUGGCUGCUGAAGGAUGAACACAAUGGACUCAACUUCCACAUUGUUCUGUUCAUAACUCAUCAGUCUUUGGUCUACGCACCAUAAACACAUCAAGUAUCUACUAUUAAAUGUGAGCUGGGUUUUCACUGUUGGAAAUGGAUGGACUGUUUCAGGAAAAACCUUCAAGUCACAUCAUAUAUGCAAUCUAAGGCUUAUUAACCAGUUGACUUAGUUGGCUGACUGCAAAACAAGAACCAUUACUGACCACUUACUUCUGUGAUGGACUACUAGGUGGAACAACCAUUCUGUUAGAAGGAACAACGUUACAAUGUGAUGGACUACUAGGUGGAACAACCAUUCUGUUAGAAGGAACAACGUUACAAUGUGAUGGACUACUAGGUGGAACAACCAUUCUGUUAGAAGGAACAACGUUACAAUGUGAUGGACUACUAGGUGGAACAACCAUUCUGUUAGAAGGAACAACGUUACAAUGUGUUGAUAUCAGGAUCUCCAAGGUGUCUUUCAUCUGAGUUUUACUGUUUUACUCCAAAGACUUUUAUGACGGUUUAUAGUUUUCAGCUAAAUUCAUGCAUUCAAUUAUUAUAUUUUUCAUUACAUAAUCUGUUCUUUCUAAUUCAAAUGACUUGAAUGAAAUGAGUAUAAAAUGCAUCAUUGAGAAUAAUAGGAUGGGAUACUACUAGUAUUGCUGCUGGACAUUAAACACUACUGUCAGAUGUUACUGUCUAGUGAUUUUCUAACUGGUGUUUUUUAUCAGUCUGUCCUUUUCACUUUGACAGUGAUGCUCUAAUGAUUUCAUAUCAUCAUGUGGUAACUGUCCUCAUGAUGCAGUAUUGUUGAUAAAAGAUGCUGUUGCCCAUGUGUAUGUAUGUAAUGUGAUGUCCUGAGUCCUGUGUGUCUUCUGUGUGUCUGGCUUGGCUUGUGUCCCACAUGGUACCCUUUAACCCUAUGUAGUGCACUACUUUUGACCAGGGCCCAUAGGGAAUAGGGGACCAUUUGGAACACAGCUUGAGAGUCUAGAAGGCAAUUUGAUUCUCACAGCACAGUUUGAUUGACAUGUAGGAUAAUCUGCAAUGGAUCAAUAAUAAUACAAUGAAUAAACUUCCCCUUUAUUUUAAAGUU
Messenger RNA from Oncorhynchus kisutch (coho salmon), 2679 nucleotides. RefSeq names its product voltage-dependent calcium channel subunit alpha-2/delta-4-like. NCBI's taxonomy places the organism in Eukaryota, Metazoa, Chordata, Actinopteri, Salmoniformes, Salmonidae. Gene Ontology annotation, molecular function: voltage-gated calcium channel activity. Gene Ontology annotation, cellular component: voltage-gated calcium channel complex. The transcript is spliced from 12 exons. The coding region runs from base 111 to 887 and encodes 258 amino acids. The record is from RefSeq and is a predicted model, not a curated record.